Thamnophis sirtalis is the source of this 2316-nucleotide messenger RNA. NCBI's taxonomy places the organism in Eukaryota, Metazoa, Chordata, Lepidosauria, Squamata, Natricidae. The record is from RefSeq and is a predicted model, not a curated record.
AGAAAUGUCGUAAAAUGGGGCAACCGUCACUUAACAAAUGUCUCACUGAACAACAUAAAUUUUGGAUUCAAUCGUGAUCAUAAGUCAAAGAAUAUCUGUACAUCCAUCUGAUAGAAUCACUACAUAUCUUUCUUUUUUUGGAGAGCCUGUAAUUAAUUGACCAAUAACAUGAAAUUAGCUUACUAAAAUUUCCUUGAUCAGAUGGUAGUCCUGCUAAAAUCUCUACUUAUAUUCUGUACAAGUGCUGACUUCCAUUUUCUUUUGAAGUCUAUCUUGAAGUUUAAAAAAAUGAUCAGUAUCACUUUGCUAAGCCAUUCGCGACAGGAUGUAAAUCUGAAACUCGGGUGGCCUUCAUGCUUUCAGAACUGAAAAAGUAGCCAUUAUUUCUUCGGUCUAGUAUACCAUGAAUAAUUAUACCAUGAAUAAUAAUUUGAUGCCUGUAACACCUAGUAGUGAUUAAUAACUCUCAGUCUGAAAUCUCCAUCUUGAGAUUGACUCUGCAAAUUGAAUCUGCAAACUGUCAUGACUGGAAAACCUGCCUCAAUUGCUGAAAUUUUGGUGUGCUUCUCCAUUCAUUUUUUUUUCUUUUGGGGGCCAUUUUGCUUGCAAAAUCAGAGAACUCUAAACUUAAGAGGUGGGGGUCCUUUGAGGCAGUGUUAGCAACUGUCUCAACAGAUGCCUGCAGAAGGUAAAUGGUUUGCCCUUACCUUCUUCCUAGGGAUGAGAUAGAGUCAAAGGCCUAAGGUCAUCCAGCUGGUUUCAUAUUUAAGGCAGAACUAGAAUUCCUGGUCUCCCGGUUUUAGCCUGUUGCCUCAGCCACUACAUCAUGUUUAUUCACACACAUACAAAUAUAUGUGUAUGUAUGUAUGUAUGUAUAUAUGUAUGUACAUAUAUAUACAGAAGAUACACAUUCAUAUAAUACAGGGGUGUCAAACUCAAUUUCAUUAAGGGACGCAUCAUGGCUGUUUUUGAACUCAAGAGGCCGAAUUUAUCUAAAAAGAGAAAUCUUCCAGGCAGCCUGAAGACAUAAAGGACCCAGGGAGCAAUAUUACUUAUGCUUAGAUAAACUGUUAUUAGAACUAAAUAUCUCCCAUAUUAAUAUUUGGAACAGUUAUUUUCAUUUCUGCAAAGUCUCUGUUAUUACUCUGUCUUACUGUGAUGUAUGGUGCAUACAUACAUAAUGCAUUUGUGUAUACCUGUGUAUGCCCAGAUACAGAUGCAGAUUUAUACCUAAAUUAUAUUAACAGUACAACAUAACCUUUGUUACGCUUUCCAUUCAGAAAUUAUUGGGGGGCGGAAUCAGGAGAAAAUUUAACACUGAACAGUUUGUUUGUUGUCCCAAGCAGCUGUCAGUCACUGAAGCAAAAGAGCAACAGGAGCUGAAAACUUUGUUGCGCUGGCACCGUCUUAUGGAUGAAGUGCAGAAUUCAGAAGGGGAUCUGCAGGUUUUAAGGCCAAACAAAGAGAAAACGGGCAAAGUGACUGAAUCUGGUUCUUCUGUAGUCAAACAUGGCCUCAAUGCCGAAAAAAUCUUCAUGCAGGUUCACUACCUAAAGGGUUAUUUCUUGCUUCAGACUUUCACCGAAAAAAUUGGAGAAGCUGCAUAUUUUGCUUUUUUAAGAAAAUAUGUGCAAACAUUCCAUGGACAACUAAUACUCUCUCAGGAAUUUCUUCAUUUAUUAUUAGAAGAGUUCCCCCAGUUAAAAGGGUAUGGUCUGACGAUUGAAAACAUUUUCCAGAAGUGGCUUGACUGCUCAGGAAUACCUAAGCCUUUGCUGGAAGAGAGCCGCGUUUGGCAAGAAGGUCGACUAGCCCAGCAAGCGAAAGAAGAGGUCGUAAAAUGGAUUCAGAUAAAUCAGAGGUUGAGAAAAGGCACUCGGAGGAAAAGGCGAAGAUCAGAAGAAGUCACUUUCCAAAAGAGCGUGACUGAUGGAACAAAGAACUGGAUGCCAAAUGUUCUGAUGUCUUCUUUUGGGGGCUGAUGGAGUUCAGAUUAAAAAAAACAACACGUUUCCUUCUGGAAAAUGUCAAAGGAAUUUUAUCAAAAGGUAAGAGAUUCUAAUACCAAUUUCACACAGGUCUCUUCCAGAUGCUGGUCCUUUUACUUACUUGUCAGUAUCUCUUGAUAAAACCCUUUACACAGGGAUGGUCUUUACUUACCUUCCCUACCCAGGAAAUGUGAGCAUGUGCGCGCUCCGCCUUCCACACAUGUGCUUUGCCCUUAAAAAGGGUGUAAAUGGGAUGUCGUAGAGACGGGGCAGUUGGGCAGGGCCUCAGGCGAACUGAUCAGAACUGGCAGGAUACCACCUCUGCCUC